AGACUUUCUUAAGUGCCUGGGGGUGGCAAUGGGCAUGCAGAGCCAGGUGGCGGCCAAGGGAGACAAGUGGGGACAGGAUGGCUGUGCCUUGCAUGGAGCUGAACAACAAGAUGAAGAUGCCCGUCCUGGGGCUGGGCACCUGGCAGGCUCCUCCAGGGAAGGUGGAAGAAGUGGUGAAACAUGCUAUCGAUGCUGGCUACCGCCACAUCGACUGUGCCUAUUUCUACCAGAAUGAGCAUGAAAUAGGGAACGCAAUCAAGCAGAAGAUCAAGGAGGGGGCUGUGAAGCGAGAAGACCUCUUCAUUGUCACUAAGUUGUGGAACACAUUUCACGAGAAGUUCUUGGUAAAGGAAGGGUGCAAGAGGAGCCUUACUGCACUCCAACUGGACUACAUCGACCUCUACCUUAUGCACUACCCUAUGGGAUUCAAGGCUGGUGAAGAACUGCUGCCUGAAGAUGACAAGGGUAUGAUUAUUCCCAGUGAUACAGAUUUUCUGGACACAUGGGAGGCCAUGGAAGAGCUGGUGGACUGUGGCAAGGCAAAAGCCAUUGGAAUCUCAAACUUUAACCAUGAGCAGAUUGAGAGAAUCUUAAACAAGCCAGGAUUGAAAUACAAACCUGUAGUUAACCAGAUCGAGUGCCAUCCAUACCUGACCCAGGAGAAGCUGAUUAAGUACUGUCACUCUAAAGGAAUCGCUGUGACUGCAUACAGCCCCCUAGGCUCUCCUAAUCGGCCAUGGGCCAAGCCGGGGGAACCUAUGCUGCUGGAGGAUCCUAAGAUUAAAGAGAUUGCAGCAAAAUAUCAUAAAACCCCUGCCCAGGUUCUGAUCCGGUUCAUUAUCCAAAGGAACUUGGCUGUCAUUCCCAAGUCUGACAAACAGCAGCGCAUUAAGGAGAACAUGCAGGUGUUUGACUUCGAGCUGUCUAAAAAGGAGAUGGAUGUCAUCCUCAACUUUAACAGGAACUGGAGAGCGAUUCCAGUGCCGCAGUCUGCGAAUCACAAGGACUACCCAUUCAAGGCAGAGUAUUAACACCUGCAGUUUCAGCAACACCUCCACACACCUCCCUCCGGAUUAGAUGUCUUCUAUAGCUGAGUCCUGAUUUCUUCUUUUGUACUCAACAGCCAUUGGGAGCGGUCACUUGUCCUCCUUUUUCAGGAGGACACCACUAGCUGGUGAAAGAACGCAUCAAUGGGAAUGGGUCUUUUGUUGAGAGGGUUAGCAGAAAUCUGGUUUUACUUCUUUUUUUUUUAACU
This is a messenger RNA of Meleagris gallopavo (turkey), 1255 nucleotides long. RefSeq names its product aldose reductase-related protein 2-like. The record is from RefSeq and is a predicted model, not a curated record. Gene Ontology annotation, molecular function: oxidoreductase activity. NCBI's taxonomy places the organism in Eukaryota, Metazoa, Chordata, Aves, Galliformes, Phasianidae.